Messenger RNA from Ogataea polymorpha, 2899 nucleotides. RefSeq lists its product as uncharacterized. The record is from RefSeq and is a predicted model, not a curated record. Bases 1828 to 2898 code for a protein of 356 amino acids. Gene Ontology annotation, biological process: proteasome-mediated ubiquitin-dependent protein catabolic process; protein polyubiquitination; positive regulation of protein catabolic process. The transcript has a single exon. Lineage: Eukaryota; Fungi; Ascomycota; Pichiomycetes; Pichiales; Pichiaceae. Gene Ontology annotation, molecular function: ubiquitin-protein transferase activity.
GUCGUGCUCAACUUAUCAUUGUAUAUCAUCUUAGUUGGCGAACUAGCAUCUGAAGAAAUACGGGAAGAUAUUGUCUGUGUUCUUUAGUGCUCAUUCAAAAGCAACUAAGCAUUAAGUUGAAGCGGCGUGUGUUACCGGUAGGUUGAUCUAUCUUUUUUGAAGAUGCCUUCUCCUCCAUCGUCAAAUGUGAAACAGUCCUGGAUAUCAAAAAUGUGGAACAGACAGGCUUCUUUUUUUAAUCCUUCUGUCCAAGCACAAACUUCAGCCCCUUUCGACGAGUCAACUGAGAUUUCACAGGAUGGCUUAGAUUCUAACACGUUGAUAUCCAAUCUGAACAGUGAUGCCUCCCAAGUUAGACCGCCUUCGAAAUCAGCAACAUCGCAAUCACAGAGAAUAUCACCCAGUAUUGUUGUUGACUCUUGCAGGUGUUGCGGAACAAUGCUAAAGUACCCAGCAGAUAUUAACAAGGUCCGUUGCUUGGUUUGUCAAACGCAUAUGACUGUCAUUGAAGAAACUAGAGAAGUUUCUGAACUGUCACCAAAUACAGUUGCUAGAGCACUAUCUUAUUCUUUUUUGAAACAGUUCAUCAACCAAUGCUCCACCAAAAGAAAAUCCGCUGGAGAUAAUUACAAUCCACACGAAAUAUUCAAACCCUUGGAGGACAUGCUCUAUGAAGCAUUUUCUACUUUUUCCAUACUCAAUAGCUCAUUUAGACUGUCAGAUUUGACCCCACCGAAUUACCGUUCCCCAAACUUAAACUUCAACGAAGCAAAAAAAUCAUUUGCGUUACUGUUGAGUCUGCCCACGAAACGUCCGCUCUACAAGCUUCUACUAGGUGCCCUUUAUUUACUCAAACAUCCACCUUCCAUGAAGGAGCCUGCUGAUAUUAACUGGCUACUGAUUUUGCUGGAAAUUCCCAUUUUACCUGACUGUUUGAUAAGUGGAAUCGAUUCCUGUACAGACGGUCUUGCGCCCGACCUGAAGACAUCUUGUUAUGAUAUCCUUAAGCGGGUCAUUGGAUUGCUUUCUUACUCAGAAAAGAAAAUCACGAGCCGCCUUACUUAUUGGUGGUCUAGAUUGCCACACGAUGAGUUCGUGAAAAAGAUUGACUUCAUCAACCUCUACAUUACUUUUCAGCUCACAAGGUGUAUUAAUUAUGAGCUGUACAACUCGAUUAUACAGCCUGGGUCUUAUUUAAAUGUUUCCAUGAGCGAUGACAUCAACUUUAAAGAAAACCUUAAUGCCCAUUUUAUCCGCCCCACCUCUAAAAGCUCUGAUUUUGGCUUGUUCAUUGGUCUACCUCUUUAUAUCUCCUCGGGAGGAAGACGUACAGGUAUUUCUUCAAGUUCAUCGUUCUGGUCGGGUAAGAAAGAGUCAAAAGAACAUGAAGUAAAGAUCAGAUUACAACAAUACGGUGAUGAUUGGCAUUUGCGUACUGCGGGCAGAUUAGCAUCGUUCCUGUUUAUUGCAAACAAAAAAAAUAAGAAAGUCAGUGAUGCAUUGUUCUACAAUAAUCUUGUUGACUAUGUGAAUGUGAAGCAAGAUUUUGAUGCUUGGCAAUUCCACGCUUCGACCAUAAAGCACGAACAAAGCACAACAAACAAAGACUCUCUGCAGCUAGUGGUUGACUACUUGCAAGCUGAAACAAAGGCCAGCUAUUUAGGACUUUCUAGUGCCAAUGGGACUUUGAAGAAGUCUUCAUUCACAUUUUGUCAAUUUCCCUUCCUUCUAUCUUUAGCGGCUAAAAUAUCAAUUCUUGAGCAUGAGGCGAAACGAAUGAUGGAGCGAAAGGCAGAGGAAGCGUUUAUCCAGUCUCUUAACAAAAAAAUGCCUUUUGAUGUUUAUUUCAAGGUCCGCGUGAGGAGAAACUUCAUCACCCCUGAUUCACUACGGUGCAUUAAAUCCCAUCAAACAGAUUUCAAGAAACUUUUGAGGGUAGAAUUUGUUGAUGAACCUGGAAUUGAUGCAGGUGGGUUAAAAAAGGAGUGGUUUUUGUUGCUCACUAAAGACUUAUUCAAUGCGGACAAGGGAUUAUUUUCUUAUGAUGAAACAUCUGGAUUAUGUUGGUUUUCAAUUUCCAAUUUAGACAAUGACGAGCUCUAUUAUCUAGUUGGUGUUGUGCUUGGGUUGGCAAUAUACAACUCUACGAUCCUUGACCUUCGAUUGCCGAAGGCACUUUACAAAAAAUUGAUGGGGCAAAAGGUUACUUUGAACGACUUUAUCCAAUUGAAUCCAGACGUCGGGCACAAUUUCAAAAGAUUAUUGAAACUGGAGGAUGUUAGUGACCUUGAGUUGUUCUUUACAGUUUCUUAUGCAGAUAUAUUUGGAGUGAUGCAUCACGAAGACCUUGUUAGAGGGGGAUCAUCCAUCAGGGUAACGAAUGAAAACAAGUAUGAAUACGUGGAAAGAUAUUGCUCAUUUUUUCUCAAUGACAAGGUGAAAGCGCCCUUCAAAUCGUUUUUGAACGGCUUUCAACACGUCAUUGGCGGAAAUGCUUUAUCCUUGUUUACUCCUGAGGAAAUCGAAUUGAUAUUGAUUGGGGAAGACUAUCGAAAUCAAAAAAUUGAUAUCGAGAUUUUGAAGUCUGUGACUAAGUAUAGUGGUUUCUUUGAAACUGACACUGUUGUCAAUUGGUUCUGGGAUUAUUUCGAGCGCAAAAGUGCUGCUGAUCAGCGCAGAAUACUACUUUUCAUUACAGGAUCGGAUAGAUUGCCGGCGACUGGACUGCCAUCCCUAACUUUUAAAAUUACGAAGCUUGUUGAUUCAAACCCAAACCGCUUACCAAUCGCCCAUACAUGUUUCAACGAGCUCUGUCUUUACGUUUAUCCUUCAAAGGAAAUAUUUGAAUCGAAAUUGUACAAAGCUAUAUGGUAUAGCGAGGGAUUUGGUUUGAGAUGAC